CUGUACCAUAUUCCACUGGAUUUGUAGUCCAGCGCUCGACGGACUCGCAUUGAGAGUCGCUUUCCCGCCCGCCGAGGGGAACUACAACUCCCAUGAAACCACCGCAGCGCUUCUGUUAAUAUCAAUAUGGCUUCUGUCAGUCAGACAAAGGCGAAUCAGUUUUUGCCUUGAAAUGAAAUCAAAUUAGGUAAAGGUAGCGGGAGAGUCGGACAUCGUCCUGUUUUGCUGGUUCAUGUCAGGCGACGGGGAUUAAAGGGCCGGAAACACUGUCAGUCGAGUGGAAUAAAUGCUGUGGUGCACGGAGGCCCCGCACGCGCACAAUCAGAAUGUCCCAUUAUACAGAUGAGCCUCGUUUUACCAUUGAGCAGAUCGACUUACUGCAGAGGCUACGUCGGAGUGGCAUGACAAAGCAAGAGAUCCUGCAUGCUCUGGACACCCUUGACCGGCUGGACCGCGAACAUGUGGAGAAGUUUGGCCAUCGGCAUGCUCACGGUGGGACCUCCGCCAUCAAUCACAGCAGUAACGCCACCACCUCUUCCAACUCCUGCACUACCUCCUCCAACAACCUCACAGCCUCUUCUUCAACGACCUCUACAGCCACGCAGACGGGUUUCCGUGGCAAUGGCCUCUCCCCGUCUCCGAGCAACAGUUAUGAAACCUCCCCUCCGCCGACCGCCCCCACCUCUAUGCCGGUUGUAGCACCCCUGGUCCAAAAUGGACGGGACGCCCUUGCCUCUAUGUCCAAUGGGAAACUCUCGCCACCCCGCUUCACUGUUAGCAACGUCUCCUCACGGGCCUUUCCCUUCGAGCCCCCCGAUGAGGAAAUGGACAUCGAUGACCGAGUCGAGGAGCUCAUGAGAAUGGACAGUGCUAUAAUUAAAGAAGAGAUUAAAGCGUUCUUGGGGAACCGGCGAAUAUCACAGGCUGUAGUUGCACAAGUGACAGGUAUCAGUCAGAGCAGGAUCUCUCAUUGGCUUCUCCAGCAGGGCUCAGACCUCAGCGAGCAGAAGAAAAGAGCUUUCUACCGCUGGUACCAACUGGAGAAAACGACACCUGGUGCGACUCUAGCGAUGCGUCCCACACCGAUGGCCCUGGAGGACAUUGUGGAGUGGCGUCAGACUCCUCCACCCAUCAGCAGCACGCAGGGCAGCUUCCGCCUGCGGCGCGGCAGCCGCUUCACCUGGAGGAAAGAGUGUCUGGCCGUCAUGGAGAGUUACUUCAAUGACAACCAGUACCCGGACGAAGCCAAACGAGAGGAAAUUGCCAACGCCUGCAAUGCAGUAAUUCAGAAACCAGGGAAGAAGCUUUCAGAUCUUGAGAGGGUCACGUCUCUGAAAGUUUACAACUGGUUCGCCAACAGACGGAAGGAAAUUAAGAGAAGAGCCAACAUAGAAGCAGCAAUCCUGGAGAGUCAUGGGAUUGAUGUCCAAAGCCCGGGAGGUCAUUCUAACAGCGACGAGAUCGAUGGAAAUGACUACGGUGAACCGGUAGCUGCUGACCAAGUUUUGGGAAUGGUUUGCGAGGCAAAAGCAGAGGGCUUCAGACCCAUCUCUAGUUCUCUGCUUCCCUACAGGACGACAACACUGGCCCGAAUGAGCACCAGGACCCCAUCGCUCUGGCAGUAGAGAUGGCCGCCGUCAACCACAGCAUUUUGGCGCUGGCCCGACAAGGCGGAUCAGCCAGCGACAUCAAGACAGAAGUGCUGGAUGAUGAGUGAAACACGCAGCGCUGUUGUCAGUGGGGGGGAUGCUGAACGGAGAAAUGUGGGGUUACUGAAAUACAGCCAAAACAGAACUGUUAGGAGUCUGGCCCGGUCACGGAUGACCUAAGUGAACGCGGAGAUUUCUGAAGACUGUUAACCCAACAUUCCCCUCUUCCUUCUCCUCCUCAUUAAGGAGGUGCUGCGUUCAAACUGAUGAUGAAACGCGUUCACUUAAAAAACGUCACGCCACACAUCACCCUGCCAUCUCACACUCGGAUCGUGAAUUUUUGCCUCUCGGUUUCUCCUUCUUUCAGGAAGUCUUCUUUGCAGGAUAUAUAAGAGGUCAGGAUCAUAACGAAAUGUUCACUGCCUCGCUCUCUCCAGGGAAAGUGUGACGGGAAGCGAAUUCUCUCUCACUUCUUAACUUAUUUCUUUUAUGUAGGUGCGGUCCUGCGGAGCUCAAAUGGAAAGUUCGAACUUUUACGGUUGUCAUCAGGGUCCAGAAUUAACACAAAUCAACUAUUUGCCGCAUUUUACUAAGUAUAUUUAAAAAAAAUGAUAGCUAUUUGGUAGGUCUUGUUGACAAAUGACGACGUGUUUAUUAUAAGAAAUUAUUUUACAUUCAUUGCACACUGAGUCUAAAAAAUUUUGUUGUUAAAUGUUGCAUGAAGUCAAAAUUUACCAUGUUUAUUUUACAAGCACACAUUGUUGUGCAAGGUAAUCCAUUGGAAAAUUGUUUCGGUAAUCUUAAAUCAAAGUCUGAGCAUUUGCUUCAGUGUUUGCAGUGGUGGUGCUUUACUGAUGAUGUCAGAUUGAGAGCUUCAGCCACAAUAUUCUUAGCCACGCCCCUCUUACCGCUAGUUUGAUAUUAGGGAAUGAUGCGCAAAAAGAAAGCUCCGCCCCCUACUCUAUAU
Danio rerio (zebrafish) is the source of this 2616-nucleotide messenger RNA. NCBI's taxonomy places the organism in Eukaryota, Metazoa, Chordata, Actinopteri, Cypriniformes, Danionidae. The record is from RefSeq and is a predicted model, not a curated record.